Molecule: messenger RNA, 2571 nt
Organism: Volvox carteri f. nagariensis
Lineage: Eukaryota; Viridiplantae; Chlorophyta; Chlorophyceae; Chlamydomonadales; Volvocaceae
Exons: 17
Coding region: 1-2571 (856 amino acids)
Biological process (GO): protein phosphorylation
Molecular function (GO): protein kinase activity; ATP binding
Source: RefSeq, a predicted model, not a curated record
AUGGUUGUCUUGCCACUCCUCCUUUUCUUUUUCCUCGUGGACCACCCAUGUGUCCUGGGUCGUGCGGUUGGCCCAAUUACGUCAGUUAACGAAAUGCUGAAUGCGCUACGUGACGAGUCAGUCGACCAGGUUUUCCUUGGGCCGGGAGUCUUGUCUUUGGACGCGCUGUCCGCGUCGGCAGGUGGCGGCCUUUCCAUAGGUCCAAAUCGCCGUGUGGAGUUUGUGGGCAGUGUAUCCAUACAGCAAUUAUCUAACUCAACGGAUUUGAAGUGGCCUUCCGCACAAGGGUUCCAGUUCGCAAGUGGCAUCGACUUCGGUAGCAACGCGCAAGGCAUUUUCAAAUUGUUUGACAAUACCACUCUUGGAUUUCGUAGUCUUUUUCUAUGGCGUUCAUUGUCACAGCUUGGCUACGACGCCCAGGUUUUGACUUUGGCCCAGCCGGGUAUCAGGGCCGGAGUUCGGUUUAUUCAGACUGUGAAGCUACGGGACGGCUGCCUUCCACUCCAGAUCUUCGUGCAGCAUGUCACGUCUUACACACGGCUUGCGACCAAGGGAGGGCAGCAGACCGCCUCUUUGCAGCCGUUCUGUUACGUGGCCCCUCCUGGAAGCCCUGCUGGCUGGGACUCAGCCAACGGCAGCAGCAGCCGCAGCAGCAGCAACACCAGCAACGUUACUUGCGCACCUGAAGUCUUGGCGAUCGACGACUUGGCCACGAGCAUCACUCGUCCCAACGGCCAGUCGUACGACUUGUACGAGCAAAAGAGUACGUACUGGUGCCGCGCUUACGCCAGCAUGUCGUGCCUCAGCGCUAGCGGACCGGAGCAGUGCGUCAAGGAGCUACUAGUCGUUAGCAGCAGCGGCACAGCUCUGCCCAGUGCGGAGAGCGAUGGAAGCAAGUUGACCAACAUUCUGUUGCCCGCCAUCCUGACAGGUGUGCUGACCCUGGCCUUCCUGUCCGCCACCGUGUGGUGUAUCCACCGACGGGGUGCCGCACAGCGCGGCAGCUCUCUACGCUUUCAAGACUUGGAUCCCGACGCGGAGGCAGCAGCGGGUGGGGGUGGGGGUGGGCCCCGAGGUGUCGGGGCUCGUGUGGGGGGUGCGCUGGCGCGGCUACUACCGGGGACUGCAGCUUGGGACGUGCAGCGAAGGAAGCCCAACGUGCAGGGCUAUGUGCCUGUGGUCAGCAAGGAGGCGCUGGACCGUAUCGCCAAGGUCCGUGCCGAGCUGAGCAGUAAGAUGGUGGUGUCGUCCUCCAGUGAUGACCUGUCGGACGUACGGAACCUGCAGCUGGUGGGCAAGGGGACGUUUGGCAGGGUGUAUAAAGGCGAGUGGAAGGGCGUCACCGUGGCGCUCAAGGUGAUCAGUGUGCCGGUGAGCCAGUGCGGCCAGGCGCAGUGGCAGCAAGUGCUCGGGGAGGCGGCCAUCUCCACGCUGUUGAACCACCCUUGCGUGCUGCAGACCUACUCCGUGGCGCUGCUGGAGUACUCGCCUGCACUGAAGCCGGUCAGCAAUCCCUCUGAAGACGGCGCGGCGAACGGCGCGUCGUCUGGAGAGGCGGGUACUCCGUCACCACCGCAGCAGCAGCAGCCCGUGUCCGUCAGCGGUGCGGCUGCGGACGACUUGGUGCCGUUCUACCAGCUGAAAAUGGUUUCGGAGUUCUGCGAGGGCGGGUCGGUGGUCGGGGCGCUUCGGCGGAUGCAGUUUUACGACUCGAUCGGCGGCGGGACGGUGGCGUCUGGGAUGACGUACCUGCACUCGGCUAACAUCGUACAUGCGGAUUUGAAGGCUGCCAACGUGUUGCUGAAGCAGCAGCCCGGCAGCGGCCGGUUGCAAGCCAAGGUUGGGGACUUCGGACUGUCCUUCAGGCUGGAGGAACCGGAGGCUACGCACGUCACCAAGGGGCAGCUGGGCUCUAUUACCCACAUGGCUCCAGAGGUCCUGGUGCACGGCCGGGUGUCCAAGGCGAGUGACGUGUACAGCUUUGGCAUUCUGUUGUACGAGCUGUACACGGGGCAGCAGGCCUACUGGGACGUGCCACAGCCCAUGCUGGCCUACCACGUGGCUACAGCCGGGGGUAGGCCUCUGCUGCCCGCCCACUGCCCACCCGCCUACCGGGCCCUGGCCAAGGUCUGCUGGUCGUCGGAGCCCGCCGCCAGGCCGACAUUUCAGGACGUGUACAGGCGGUUACAGCUCCUCGCGGAGGAGGUGCACGUAUCCAUGUCAGCGCGCCGGUCCGUACGGAGCGGCGGGCCGCGUAGCGAGCCACCCUUGGGGCCGGACGCCGCCGCCGCUGCCGCCGUUCCCGUCGCCGAGCCCAUCAUCUACGGCGGUGUGAUCUCCGCCGACGGCCAGCUCCUACCCGGGGGCUGCGUCUUGGAAGCUGUAGUCGACAUCGGUACGAACAAAUGCGGAUGUGUGGCGCCGCCACCCAGCCAGGUGACGAAUGCAGGGGGGCCGGCGGCGGCGGCGCCAACAACGCCGACGGGGCACCCUUCGCCGCAGCCAUGUGAGGGUUUGGCGGUGACCCCGCAUCCGCCACAACCUGAGCCUUCACCUUGCCUGGAUAUGUAG